AUGGAAAGAAUUGAACAUUAUGAACAAUUAUAUUGGAUAUUCAAAAACCAAAGCUCGCUGGCCAAACCGGGAAUUUAUAGAUCCUCCUUAUUGUUUCUCUUCCUCCCUGGUCCUCAGUGGCUGAAGGUGAAGGUGUUGUCCGCCCACGACAAGGGGCUCCCACGCCGAGGUGGAGGUCAAGGUUCAGAAGGUCCUUCGGCAGGACACCAGGGUGCGGCAGGAGGGCGGGCGGGUCACCCUCUACCCCGAGUCCUGGACCGCCGGGGCUGCACCUGCCCCAUCCUCAACCCAGGAGCUGAGUACCUGGUGGGGGGCCACUCGGACCGGAAGGCGGGCCGCCUGCUGGUCAACAUGAAGAGCCUGGUGCUCCCGUGGAAGGCCAGCCUGGGCCGCAAGCUCCUCCCCCUGCUCCGCAAGGACUGCAGCUGGUAGCCCGCCGCCGCCGUCGCCGUGGAAACAGACGGACAGACAGAGGCGGGGCAGAGCGACGGGACGGAGGGAGAGAGGGGGCGAACCAGAAGGAGUUAACCGCACAGCUUUGAAACGAUGACGGGGGGUGACGAGGCAGCGGUGUUUUAUACUUGGGGGGGGGCGGAUGGUUAUCGAAUUCUGCUUCUUCUUCUUCUCUGGAUAAAGGACUGGUUGGUUGGUCAGACUCUGUAGACUGUUUAAGAACCCCCCCCCCCCCCCCCCCCGCCGGGCUCUGCCGUCGUCCAAUGACAGGGCGGUACAGACACACAGAGCCAAUCACGGCUCAAGGAACCUUUGUGAAAGGAUUUUGGUUUCAUAUGCGCUCGAGUUAUCAUUUUUUAUGCUGCAUGCAUGCAUAUAUAUGUGUGUAUAUAUAUAUAUAUUUAUAUAUAUAUAUAUAUAUAUACAUGUAUAUAAAUACACACGACCCCAGCCGUGUCCCCAGAGGCGAGCUGAAGGCUACGGACGAGAGACGGACUCCAGUGUGCUUCGUUCCGGGCCCCUGGGGAAGGCUCUCUGUAAACAACUCGCCGUCCCGUGGGACAAGAACCACGUUCAUGUGCACACAUGCACACGCAUAUUCACAUCGUACACACACACACACACACACACACACACACACACACUGAAACAUGUUGUGUCGCAACAUUUUAUUACAUGGACACAAAACAGGAUUCUUUCUCUUUUAAGUUCUUCCAAGAAGAACUGACCAAACCACACACAAAAACGUACACACACACACACACACACACACACACACAAAGACUCACACUUUUCCCUGGUCCGCCCAGUUCAACUGGACCAGCCGUUCAGGGAAGUAAAUAUUACCGCAGCAGACGCACAUGCCAGUAACCACGGAGACGUCCGAUUAAGCCAUACAUGCCGCUACAGGUGACUCAGCCUGUAGCAAGUCCAGGUGCGCCGGUGUAGAAACCACAGCUGAAAGGGGCUCGCUCCCCGACGAGAAUGUAUUUGUGUGUCUGUGUGUGUGUGUGUGUGUGUGUGUGUGUGUGUGUGUGUGUGUGUCCUGUGUUGUGUGUGUGUGUGUGUGUGUGUGCGCGUAUGCGUAUGUGUGUGCGCAUGUGAGAAAGAAAGUGAGAAAGACAUUUUGAGCACAGAUGCAGUUUAAAAAAAGGCUUCAAAACUUUGAUGGACAUUUGUGCUUCUCUGUAGACAAAUCAGUGUACAGUGCGAAUCGACAAAGCUUCAUCCAAGCUACGUCAGUAGGUGUAGCGCGGAGAACGCUCCGCUCUCUGCAUUUUUUUUAAAGCCACGGCCUUCAAUCUUUUUGUGUUUUUCUCGUAAGUGACAUUUUGUAUAUAUCUUAUAAAAAAUAUCCUUGCUCAUCCCUGCGGUUUGUUUAUCUUCCUUGUUCUCUGAAAUGGACCGAAAGCCCACAAGAGUUACCAGAAAUGUCCCUGUUGUUCUCGAGGAGCCUUGAAAUGCCCAAGAUAAGUUCGCAAAAAAUAUCCUUAUCUGUAAGGUCCGUCCCCUCUCUCCCUCUGUCCCUCUCUGUCCCUCUCUCCCCCCCCCCCCCCCCCCUGGUUUUUCCCGUCUCUCAAGCGACGUGUUCCCGCCUCCCUUCGCUGUUUGUCGCUUCUGUUUGUCGCUUACGUCGUCGUCGUCUUUCCCCAAAACAAGCGUUGCUGCUGUUGACGCACCGGGCGCAGAACGCCCACCACAGCGGAACGGCGUGUAGGGGGGGGGGGGGCCUCUGCUGUGUGUGUUUGUUCGUGUGCAUGUGGGUUUGCGUGUGUAUGUGUGGCUGGUCUGUGUGCCUGCGUGUGUGUGUGUGUGUGUGUGUGUGUGCAGGUUAAUGGCCUAUGUGUGUGUGUGUGUCCGUGUGUGUGUUGUGCUUUCCAUGACGGCCGCCCCUCUGUCCCACCAGGGGUGACGUGCUUGGCGGGUAUGUGUGGAGGCAUUCCCCUGCCCCCCCACCCACCCAUGGACUCGCGCCCGGGGGAGGGUCCCUCACCUGCCUUGCUCAUGGAGGGCAUUAACAGGGCAGGGGGCCCAAGGCCGGGUACACACCCCCGUACGCCCUCUCAGACGUUUAGAGAGAGAAUCACCACAGUUAUUAAAGAAGGCAGGGGGGGGUGGAGGGCAGAUGUGUUGACUUGGGGGUUGCCGCCGUGGGAUGCGACCCGGGCCUGUGUGUGGGUGUGUGUGUGUGUGUGUGUGUGUGUGUGUGUGUGUGUGUGUGUGUGUGUGUGUGUGUGUGUGUGUGUGUGUGUGUGUGUGUGUGUGUGUGUGUGUGGGUGGGGGUGUGUGGGGGUGUGGGGGGGGGGGGGGGGGGGUGUGUGUGUGUGUGUGUG
Gadus macrocephalus (Pacific cod) is the source of this 2786-nucleotide messenger RNA. RefSeq names its product netrin-4-like. The transcript has 3 exons. NCBI's taxonomy places the organism in Eukaryota, Metazoa, Chordata, Actinopteri, Gadiformes, Gadidae. The record is from RefSeq and is a predicted model, not a curated record. The coding region runs from base 1 to 432 and encodes 143 amino acids.